AUGGCGGUUCUUGAUGUCUGUAGAUUGAAUAAAUUUGGUAUUGGGGCUCUUCUUGAAACAAAAAUAAAGGGAAUGAAGAUUAAGGAAGUUAUGUGUUCUACUUUUGUUGGUUGGGAUUACUAUAGUAGUUUGAGCUUGGAGGACAGAUUGGGAGGGAGACCUAUUUUAGUGAAGGAAACGGAGGUUGCGAGGAAGUGGCUUGACCUUGGUAUGGCUGAUGAACUAAAGAUAAUGGGAUCAUUUUAUACUUGGUCUAAUAAUCAAGAAGGGGGGAAGCGCAUAUUUUCUAAGCUGGAUAGGGUGUUUACUAAUGAAGCUUGGCUUGAUCUAUUUCUGUUAGUUAGUGCUGUUUCUCAUUGGGAGGUAAUAUCAGAUCAUUGUUUUAUUCUUCUCAAGCAACUUGUAGAUAUGAGGAUGGGGGUGAAGUCGUUUCGUUUCUAUAAUAUGUGGGCCUCUCAUCCUAGAUUUAGGGAGACAGUCUUGGCUAGUUGGUCUAAACCGCUACAGUAUGAAGGUCGUGGCUUGGAACAGAUUGUUUGGAAGCUUACUCGUCUGAAACAUGUUUUGAAGUAUUUUAAUUGGCAGGUUAUGGGGGAUGUUGCUUGUAAUUAUGAGAGAAGUAAAAUUUUAUAUCAACAUGCCAAAACCAAUCUACUUGCUGAUCUAAGUAAUAACAGAUUGAACUCUGAGGAAAGAGAUGCCUAUUUUUUAAAGAAGAGGAUCAUAGCUAAUAGGAUUGUGUCAUUUAUCGAUGAUGAUGGUCAGGUUGAGGAUGAUUAUAAUAAGGUUAUCCAUCAUUUUCUUCAGAAUUUUAAGAACUUUUUGGGUGCUGCAAGUAAGGCGUCAGGUAGAAUUGAUCCUCAAGUUAUUGCUUAUGGUCCGGUCUUGGGUCUAGAAGCUCAGAUUCAGUUAAUCAAGCCGUUCACUUAUCAUGAAGUUAAAGCGGCUUUGUUUAGCAUUCACUCAAUUAAGAGCCCAGGUCCUGAUGGUUAUGGAGCGGGAUUUUUCAAAGCACUAUGGAAGGAUAUAGGUAAGGAGGUCUCUAUGGAUGUCCUUAAUUUCUUUGAUUCAGGUAGUAUCCCUCAUUAUCUGAAUAAUACUAUCAUUUCUCUUAUUCCUAAGGUGGAUCAUCUGGUUUCGGCAGCUGAUUUUAGGCCUAUUGCUUGUUUCUACACUCUACAAAUGCAUUUCAAAAAUGAUGUGUAG
Molecule: messenger RNA, 1206 nt
Organism: Humulus lupulus (European hop)
Lineage: Eukaryota; Viridiplantae; Streptophyta; Magnoliopsida; Rosales; Cannabaceae
Exons: 3
Coding region: 1-1206 (401 amino acids)
Source: RefSeq, a predicted model, not a curated record